Molecule: messenger RNA, 1275 nt
Organism: Meloidogyne enterolobii
Lineage: Eukaryota; Metazoa; Nematoda; Chromadorea; Rhabditida; Meloidogynidae
Source: the annotation of a GenBank genome assembly
AUGAUAUCUGGAGAAAAUGAGGAUUUAGAUGUGAAUACAGCAGCUUCAACUACUCUUAAUAUUGAUUCUAAAGUUGAAAAUGAAUCAAUUCAGCCUCAACAACCAAAGCAGCCUCAACAAAAUUUGUCAAAACUUGAAGCGCUCUCUAAGGAUGAUUUGAUUAAAUUGGUUAAGAAGCAGUUAUUAAAUCAGAAGGAGCUUAAAAAACAAUUGGAAGCCAGUAAAAACGAGAAUGAAGCUAAUGCAAAUCAAGUGAAAGAAUUGUCUUCAAAAAUUGCCAUUUUUGAAGGCAAACAUGAUGGAACUUCAAUGCUUAUUGUUGAAUUGGAAGAUUAUAAGAAUGCUAGUGUUAAAAUGAAGAAAGAUUUACAGGACUGCAAAGAAAAAUUGGCUGAAAAGGAGGCUCUGAUUGAGGAACUUUCACAACAUAUUGCUACUUUACAAGAAGAAAAGGCUGAAACAAAUGAACAACUUCGUCAAAAAGGCAUCGAAUCAACAGAAUUAAAACAAUCAAUUGACGAAAAAUCCAAUUUAAUUGCUGAAAAUUCAAAAGAAAUUUCUUCAUUAUUAGUCCAAUUAAAUGAUUCUAGACAACAAAUGCAACAAGAAAUUAAUUUUUUAAAUGAAUCUUUAUUAACAAAUUCUGCUGAAUUAAAAAAUGAACAGCGAGCAAGUUCUGCUAGAUUUGCCGAAGUAAAAAGAUUAAAAUGUGAGAAUGAUACUUUGGUAGCGAAAAUUAAAUGUUUAGAGGAAGAAUUUAAAAAUUAUAAGGAGCGUGCUGAAUUUGUAUUCAAAUCUUCGAAGGUUUCUGAUGUUCCUGCCAAUGGUUCAACUCUAUCUCAAGCAGUAGAUAACUCUGGUGCAGACAAUGUGUCUGUUGACGGGGAGAUUGAUCAAUUACUUGAAUUGCUUAAACAACGAAAUGUCUUGAUUUCACAAUUAAGGACGAAAUGUUCAUUUUUGGAAGAAGAGGUCAAAAAUAGUCAAGAAUAUUCCAAAACAUUGUUAGAAGAAUUAAAUGCUCUGCAUGAUUCAAUUUCACAAAUUCGUCGUCAAUCACAAUCAGAACGCCAGAGGACUAUUGGGGAAUUUGAACAAAAAUUAAAGAAAGAAGAAAUGCUUCGAAUCACUUUAGAAAAUGAUUUAAAAUUAAUUACUGGAAGGGAAAUUGCUGCAAUUAAAAAUCUAAAAGAAUUGAAGAUUGAAUGCGAACGUUUGGAAAGUGAAUUAGAAGAGGCGAAAAGAAAGGUUUUUUUAAUUUUGUAUUUUGUUUGA